AUGCAGUGGUGCCGGUGGGCUGGCAGUUGGAGGCCACGUUUGCCAACACAAUCUGCUGCACCAGAGGCUGAGGAUUCCUUUGACUUUCUUUUUAAAAUCAUCCUGGUUGGGGAUUCGGACGUUGGUAAGACCUGCCUGGUCCAGAGCUUCAAGUCCGGUAUAUUCAUCGAGAAGCAGCAGAACACCAUCGGGGUUGACUUCACAGUUCGUACUCUGGUUAUUAAUGGCAAGAAGGUGAAGAUGCAGGUGUGGGACACGGCUGGACAGGAGCGUUUCCGCACCAUAACGCAGAGCUACUACCGCAGUGCCCACGGAGCGAUGGUGGCAUACGACAUCAGCCGCCGCGGGACGUUUGAAUCCCUUUCUCACUGGAUCAGGGAGGUGGAGCAGUAUGGAGCUGCCAACGUGGUGGUGAUACUCGUGGGUAAUAAGUCGGACCUCCACACUCAGAGGCAGGUGCUGUUCGAGGAUGCAUGCACUCUGGCAGAAAAGAAUGCCCUUCUGGCUGCUUUAGAAACUUCUGCCAAGGAGUCCCAGAACAUAGAUGCUGCCUUCAUUCUCAUGGCCCAGGAACUGUUGGCGCGGAACGGUAUGACCAUCACAGACCAGACCUCUCCUCAGUUCACAUUGAGUGACAGCUGUCAGCCCAUUUAUGGCGCUGCGGCGACUUCGGAUAAAAAGUGUGAGUGCUGACCGACUGAGCCAGGACUAAGAACAGCUUAUGUGUGUUUUUAAGUUUGCUCACCAGAAAAAUAAGUUUUUAUAAU
This is a messenger RNA of Nematolebias whitei (Rio pearlfish), 767 nucleotides long. RefSeq names its product ras-related protein Rab-19 (gene rab19). Gene Ontology annotation, molecular function: GTPase activity; GTP binding. The record is from RefSeq and is a predicted model, not a curated record. Bases 1 to 693 code for a protein of 230 amino acids. The transcript has 4 exons. Lineage: Eukaryota; Metazoa; Chordata; Actinopteri; Cyprinodontiformes; Rivulidae.